This is a messenger RNA of Aspergillus luchuensis, 1035 nucleotides long. Its product is annotated as class I SAM-dependent methyltransferase. Lineage: Eukaryota; Fungi; Ascomycota; Eurotiomycetes; Eurotiales; Aspergillaceae. The transcript is spliced from 2 exons. Bases 1 to 1035 code for a protein of 344 amino acids. The record is from RefSeq and is a predicted model, not a curated record. Gene Ontology annotation, molecular function: methyltransferase activity.
AUGCGCGGUUUCGGACAAAAGCCGGACGCUAUGGAUAUUCGCUUCAUUACCGACCAAGAACCCUCCAGAAAAGCCCCAACCAGCAGCGAGUACUUAGUAUGCAAUGGGUCUCCAAGCAUGAGCCAUUCUGAUAGCAAGCCUCCGGACAGAAGUCUCUUCCUCGAAGAAAAUGGCCGCACAUAUCACGGAUAUCGGAGAGGAGUCUAUAUGUUACCGUGUGAUGAAGAGGAGCAGGACCGUCUUGAUCUAUUCCAUAAGCUAUUCACAGUAGCACGGGUGUCUGCGAGCUUGAUCUACGCACCACACCCCAGGAAUGGUAGAUUCUUAGAUGUGGGGUGCGGGACUGGGAUCUGGGCAAUCGAUGUCGCCCAUGAAUAUCCCAAUGCCUUUGUUGUUGGGGUGGAUCUAGCACCUAUACAACCUCCUAAUCACCCCAACAACUGCCAAUUCUAUGCGCCUUUUGACUUUGAGAGUCCUUGGACGCUUGGAGAAGAUUCCUGGGAUCUCAUCCAUCUGCAGAUGGGUUGCGGCAGUGUCGUGGCUUGGCCGAAUCUCUACAGGCGGAUCUUAAGGCAUCUUCAACCAGGGGCGUGGUUUGAGCAGGUGGAAAUCGAUUUCGAACCUCGCUGCGACGAUUGCUCUUUGGACGGACUAGCACUAGACCAAUGGUACCAGUGCCUGAAGCAGGCAACACAAGCCACUAUGCGGCCCAUAGCCCACAACUCGCGUGAUACAAUCAGAGCCCUUGAAGAGGCAGGCUUUACCCAAAUCGACCACCAGAUGAUGAAAUUGCCUCUCAAUCCUUGGCAUAAUGAUGAACAUGAGAGAAAGGUUGCUCGCUGGUAUAGCCUAGCUUUUUCCGAGAGUCUCGAGACACUUAGUCUCGCCCCUUUCAGUCGCGUGUUCAAGUGGCCUUUGGAUAGGAUCAGACAUCUAGUAGCUGAGGCUAAAUCAGAGGCCUUUAACAAGAAAAUCCAUGCCUACAACAUCCUACACGUAUACCAAGCACGGAAGCCGGGCGGCCGGGCCCAUUGA